AUGCAUACCCCUCUCAUUGCCUGGAUUGCUGACUAUCCUGAACAGCUUCUGAUCACUUGUGUCUCAGCAAAGAAUUCCCCCAUUUCACUAGCAGAAGCAGAACAGUUCAGAGAUGUGACAGCCCAGCCCCCCCAUGAUCAUGAGUACAUGCUUCAGAAGAUACAACAGGCUGCCACCACAUGUGAUCCAUGCAAUAUUGUUGCAUUCCACAAGGCUUGUCUUGCCCUCCAUAUAAAUGGUGUCAUGGAGCCAUUCUGGAAAGACUGGGGGGAUACAUGUCCCUCCCACUUUCUCACCCCCAAUGCCCUGCACCAGUGGCACAAGUUCUAUUUUGACCAUUGUGUAUGCUGGGUAAUCAAUAUCAAAGGGGGUGAGGAACUCAAUCACCACUUAGCUGCCCUGCAGCCAAGGAUAGGGACUAGGCAUUGGGCAAAUGGUGUCUCCACUCUCAAACAGUGCACCACAGGGCCAUUGCCCAAUGAUGUGCUCUGUGCCUUGCACACCACCACCAAGUUUAUCUUUCUUGCCCAAGGUAUCUCCCAUUAUGAUGAAACCAUUCAUAGUCUCAGCAAAGCCCUUUUUGAACUAACUCAGCAUGUUGCACAGAGCAUUCAUCAGAUGGGUGCCCCUUAUCAAUGGAGCAGUGACAUCACUGAACAUUGCCACAUAACUCAUGUCAAGGCACCCUACCAUUUAUCAAAUCGCUGA
Molecule: messenger RNA, 708 nt
Organism: Pisolithus orientalis
Lineage: Eukaryota; Fungi; Basidiomycota; Agaricomycetes; Boletales; Pisolithaceae
Exons: 3
Coding region: 1-708 (235 amino acids)
Source: RefSeq, a predicted model, not a curated record